UCAACAGUAAUAUCGCGUUGAAUAAGGAGUAAGUGCGGAUUAGAAAGUGAUAAUUAUUUUUGUGCGUGGAAGUGUUAUUAAAAAAAGGGUUCACUCAUGAAAAUGUCCUUUUCUAGUGACCACGGUCCGUGGGAUGCUGGAAGUCAGGGUGAGUUUCCUGGUUAUCCUAAUGAAAUAAAUGGUUAUGGAGGCCUAUGGGAUCCUCACCACUUCUCUGGACAAAAUCCAGCCCUUGGAGGUUAUCCGGACAUAUUAACAGCAUUUAAUUCAGAUUUAGUUUGGCCUCGUCAGCAAUGUGGUUCCUUAGUCUCUAAUCGUAUUGGGCGCAAUGGAGGCUCAAACGGAAGCCAUUCUAGCAAGAAACCACGGCGCCGGGUAGCUACAUUGGCUCAGAGGAGAGCAGCAAAUAUCCGAGAGCGACGAAGAAUGUUUAAUCUAAAUGAAGCUUUUGAUAAACUUAGGAGAAAGGUGCCGACUUUUGCGUAUGAAAAACGACUAUCUCGCAUCGAGACCCUUAGAUUAGCCAUUACCUAUAUUAGUUUUAUGACAGAACUUCUGCAUGGACAUCCCUUGGAUCAUAAGGGUGGAGAUGUUUAUCCGCCAAGAGAUUACAUUCCUUAUGGAAUAAUUAACUAAUCAUUAAUUUAUAUCUCUUACGUAUAGCAAUAAAACUACGAAUAAUGUGCAAUAUGAAAAUAUUUAUACAUAUAAUUAACGCCUCAUUAGAAAGCUAGGAAUAGAGCUACUAUGAUAAAUAUAGUCAGUAUUGCUACUAUUAAGUCUUCCAAAAUAAUUAUUGUCUUCCAAUUAUUUGUAGCUAUCUAUGAUAUGCA
Molecule: messenger RNA, 833 nt
Organism: Anthonomus grandis grandis
Lineage: Eukaryota; Metazoa; Arthropoda; Insecta; Coleoptera; Curculionidae
Product: protein Fer3-like
Exons: 4
Coding region: 97-636 (179 amino acids)
Biological process (GO): developmental process; regulation of transcription by RNA polymerase II
Molecular function (GO): DNA-binding transcription factor activity, RNA polymerase II-specific; protein dimerization activity; RNA polymerase II transcription regulatory region sequence-specific DNA binding
Source: RefSeq, a predicted model, not a curated record